Messenger RNA from Racocetra persica, 257 nucleotides. The record is from the annotation of a GenBank genome assembly. Lineage: Eukaryota; Fungi; Glomeromycota; Glomeromycetes; Diversisporales; Gigasporaceae.
GCAAUUUCCAACCGUUGACUGUUCUAAAAAGAAAAAAGUGGAUGUUAGUUAACUGUUAUAUAAGAAAAGCUUUUAUACAAAAUGAAAGAAACAAGGUAAAACAAAGACUCCAAAACUCACCACCAGCAAAACAAUGUGGCACAAGAGUGAUAAAACCUACUACUAGUUAUACAGACUAUAGCAACAAUAACUUCAAACAUGGUACCAAAAGUGAUAAAAUCCUUACUAGCGAUUCUCUAAUUAUAGAAACACAAACA